GGUUCCUCCGGAAGGCGAGAGGGGCGUGCCUUGGGUGCCGCUGGGCAGAGAUCAUGGAAGACACCCAGAUUAUUGACUGGGAUAUUGAAGAAGAGGAGACAGAGCAAUCCAGUGAAUCCUUGGGGGAUAGCUUGGAACCUGUAGGGCAACUGCGUAUUUUCAGUGGUACCCAUGGGCCAGAAAAAGAUUUCCCACUAUACCUUGGGAAGAACGUGAUAGGCCGAAGCCCUGAGUGCACUGUGGCCCUGCCCUUUCCAUCCAUCUCCAAACAACAUGCAGUGAUUGAAAUUUUGGCCUGGAACAAAGCACCUAUCCUCCAGGAUUGUGGGAGCCUCAAUGGUACUCAAAUCCUGAGACCACCUAAAGUCCUGAGCCCUGGGGUGAGUCAUCGUUUGAGGGACAAGGAAUUGAUUCUGUUUGCUGACUUUCCAUGCCAGUACCAUCGCCUGGAUAUCCCCCUGUCCUUUGUCUCUCGGGGUCCUUUGACUGUAGAGGAAACCCCCAGGGUACAGGGAGGAACUCAACCCUCCAGGCUUAUGUUGGCUGAAGACUCGGAGGAGGAAGUAGAUUUUCUUUCUGAAAGGAAUGUGGUGAAAGAAUCAAGGACUACGUCUUCCCCUUUACCAACAGUGGUUCCAGAAAGUGAUGAAGAAGGGCCUUCUCUAGCCCCAGGUGACUCUGGGCCAUCUUUUUCCGGCAACUUGGAAAGUGACACAGAUGAGGAAAAAGAUGAGCAGCCAGCAGUAGGGGAAGCCUCUUCAGCUACCAGGAAAGGUACUGCCGUGAAGGCAGAGAAGCCUGAAGCUGAUAGGGUUAUAAUUAAUAUCCGGCUAGUAAAGGCUCGGUCUUCAGUUCAGAGACCCAAGGACUCAAGAGUCAAGAGGGAUGCAGGAGAUGGAGUGGGUCCAGUUGGAGUGAUUCUGGAGAGGAGGAGCCAACCUCCUGAAGAGGACAGUGACACUGAUAUGGAUGAAGAGUGCAGGCCUCCUGGAAGACCAGCUGUUGUCUGUUUGGAAAGGGCCCACUCUUCUAGCUUCAUGGGUAGUGAUACUGAUGUGGAAGAAGAAACAAUCCCUGUGACCCCAGCCAUAGUUCCUAUGAAGAAGAAGCAGAUCUUCCAUGGAGUUGGUACAAGAGGUACUGAAUCACCUGGCCUGGCAUAUCUGCAGAUGAGCCUAGCUGGUAAUGAUACAGAUGUGAAGGAGGGCGAAGCCCCACUGACUGUCCCUCUGGAGGGAAGCCAAACCUCCAUGGUGAUCAACAGCGAUACAGAUGAUGAGGAAGAAGUGUCAGCAGCACUUACUUUGGCACGUCUGAAAGAGAGUGGAGCUGUUUUAUGGAACAGAGACACAUAUGUGGAAGAGGGCAGAGCCCAACCUGUGGCCCUUCUAGAGCAAAGCCAAACUGCCUCUGGGAGAGACAGUGACACAGAUAUGGAGGAAGAGUGGCUCCCAAGGGAAAAGAGAGAAACUGUCCCCAGCAGCCACACAGACGAGAAUGGGACCAUUGUUACAGCACAAUCAGAAAAGGUCCAACCUCCCCUUGGAAAUAGUGAUAGUGAGGAAGCAGAUGUGAGUUCACCUGGGAUCCACCUGGAAAGAAGCCAGGCCUCCUCUGCCACAGUGGGCAACAACACUGAAGUGGAAGAAGUAGUCCCGCUAGGGCCAGCUGUUAUCCAUCUGGAAAAGAAUCAGGUGUCUGUGGAGGGGACAAAUGAAACAGAUGUGGAAGCAGAAGAGGAUUCAGAGCUGCUUGUGGUGCCUCUAAAGGAAGCCUGGCCUCCUGAUGAAGACUGGGAGACAGAUGUGGAAGAGGACAGGUCUUCAACAGGGACAAAUGUAAGGAAGAGCCAGCUUUGGGCAGAAGGGGAUACUAAGACAGAGCAGGCUACGGCUGUUCUUGAACAGGAGAGCGCUCUUGAGAUGGGGGCCCAAGGUGGAUCACCUGUGGCACAAGUGGAGCAGGUAGUGGUGCACCCAGGCACUCUAGGGGAGCCCAUCCUGGCACAGAGAAAGGGAGUACAAAUCCCCACAGGAAGAGAAAGAAAAGCACAUAGGGGCGUGACCAAGGACUCCAAGGACAGCUGUGAUGAUCCUGAAGAUCUGGACCUUCAAGCUACUCAGAGCUUUGUGGAGAGGGAGAAUCAAAGCCUGGAAGCAGUCCAGAGCUUGGAGGAUGAACCCACCCAGGCCUUCCCAUUUACCCUACCCCAAGAGCCCAGCCCUUCCCAUUGCAGAUUUCAGACCCCAGGUACCCUGGAUGAGCCUUGGGAAGUCUUGGCUACCCAGCCAUUCUGUCCGAAAGAGUUUGAGAUCUCUGAGCCCCAGCCCAUUGCCACCCACCUUGAGGCUCAUGGAUCUUGCCAAUCUCCACCUAGGGCAACAACUCGAGACCAGCAUCCAGAGAGCCCAGUUCACACAGAGCCGUUGGGGAUUCAAGGCAAAGGGAUGCAGACUAUGGAGAAAGAUAUGGGUACACCAAAAAGAACAGCAGAGAGGGUGCCCCCUGAAAGAGGGCUGUCGGAAAGGGAAAUUCAGGAACAGUCACCAGACAGGGAGAAGGAAGAUGUGAUGGGGGAGGAAGAAUUAACUAGGGUGAUACAGGGCAGAGAGCAAAAACAGGUGUUAGCUAAAGACACUAAAACACAAGAGUCUGCUAACAUGGUAAAAAGUGUGACUCCUAAAAGGGAUAGGGAGAGUUCGAAGAUAGAAAUGGAGCUGUCUAAGGAAAUACAAGAGAAAGAAAUGGAGAAGCAGAUACUCACAAGAAAAAUAUUUGGGAGAAAAGUAGAGAAACCUGUGCCAGACAGAGAGUGUAAGCCAGAUGGGUUAGAAGUGACCCUGGUUAGAGGAGAGGUAGAUGGAGGGAUCCAGGACCAGAAAGGGCAGGCCACCAGUCCAACACAAGAGUCUGGAGUGGAGGCAGAGGACCUUCAGGGAUUUAAAAUAGUUUCUGGGAACCAGUCAGGUGAAGGAAGGGGAGCCCUGGUGAGCCCUAGGAGGCAGCAAAGAGGCCACUUGAAUUGCAUGAUGCCACCUGCUGAGAAGGCUUCAUGGGGUGCUCCAGAAUCUCCAGAUGCUUGCCUGCCUCCUGCAGUACCAGAAGCUUCAGCCCCACCCCAAAGACCCUUUACCUCUCAGAGCCCAAACCAUCCUGUACCUCAGCCUCUCCUUCCUCCCUCUCCCCCUUCCUCUGAACCACCCAUUUCUAGGACUAGGCACAAUAGAAGUCUGGAAAUUUCAGAGACUCCCCCAUCCUCAGAGUUGGAGGCUUUUCACCCAAAGCAUAACAUCAGGCCCCGGCGGCGAUCCUCCAGGAUGACGCCUUCUCCACUUUCCUCUACCCCUACCACCCCCACAGACCAGCCCAUCACCCCCGAGCCCACAUCUCAGGCCACUUGGGGCAGAACACGUAGGUCUUCUGUUAAAACACUCGAAUCAGUUGUACCCAUAGCCACUAAACUCCAUCCUUCCACCUCCACAGUCCAGCCUGUCAUCCCUAAGUGCUUGUCUCGAGUCACUCGGGGCAAGACAAAUAGGUUCUCUGUCAAAAUCCCUGAACCAGUUGUCCCCACAGGCCCUGAACUCCAUCCUUCCACCUCCACAGUCCAGCCUGUCAUUCCUGAGCCCACAACUCAGGCCAGUCGGGGCAGGACACGUAGGUCCUCUGUUAAUUCUCCUGAAUCAGUUGUCCCCACAGCCUCUCACCUCCAGCCUUCCAUCUCUACAGACCAUCCUGUCACCUCCAAGCGCACAUCUCGAGCAUCUCGGGGUAGGACAAAUAAGUCCUCUGUUAAGACCCUUGAACCAGUUGUCCCCACAGGCUCUGAACUCCAUCCUUCUAUCUCCACAGACCACCCUGUCACCCCCAAGCCUACAUCUCGAGUCACUUGGGGUAGGACAAAUAGGUCUUCUGUCAAGACCCCUGAACCAGUUGUCCCUACAGGCCCUGAACUCCAGCUUUCCACCUCUGCAGUCCAAUCUGUCACCCCCAAGCCCAUGACUCGGGCUGCUUGGGGUAGGGCAUGUAAGUCCUCUAUUGAGACUCCUAAGUCAGUUGAACCAAAAACACCAGAUCUUGAGCCUCCCGGUUCCACAGACCAGCCUGUCAUCCCUGAGGCUGUAGCUCAGCAUGAGACAGUAAAGUCUUUAUCCCUAAGUUCUGCCCCAGUUCUCACUGCCCCUCAAUUCCAGUCUCCUAUUGCCACAGCCCAGCCUGUUUCUCUUGAACCCAUUCCUCAAGCCAGUUGCAGCAGGAGACAGAGGGCUGCUAGGAAGCACAGCUCCCUCACACCUCCCAUUAGUAACAAGCUGCCUUCUGCACCCCCUCAACCUAAGUCCCGAUCCUUGAGGAUCCAAAGACAAGGAGCACUGAGAGCAGCUGAGUCUCUUGGCACCAUUCCUGAACCUUCCUUUCCCCAAUGUCCUGAGCUACCCACUCAUGCUCCCCAGAUCCAAAAGGUAAAAGUAGCAGGUACAUCUGGGUUCACACCAGAGCCCCAGCCUAAGGCCUCUCAAAUCCGCAAGAGGUCUUCUGCUACCAUGGACUCACCCCCACUUCAAAAACGGUCCCAAAGAGAAGUCUCCCAGAAGACAGUGUUUCCCAAGGAAGAGGAAGAUGCCAUGGAAAGGCCAAGGAAGGAAGAGGAUGUCGUGAUUCCAGGACCAGGCAAAAGGAAGAGAGACCAGGCAGAGGAGAAAUCCAAGGGAAUACCAAGCCGUGGCCUCCGACGCACCAAGCCUAACCAAGAAUCAGCAGCCCCCAAAGUACUCUUCACAGGAAUCAUGGAUGCUCGUGGGGAGCGGGCAGUGCUGGCACUAGGGGGGAGUUUGGCUGGCUCAGUGACAGAGGCCUCCCAUCUGGUCACCGAUCGAAUCCGCAGGACAGUCAAGUUCUUGUGUGCCCUGGGGAAGGGGAUCCCUAUCCUCUCUCUGGACUGGCUACAUCAGUCCCGAAAGGCUGGUCACUUCUUGCCCCCUGAUGAAUAUGUGGUGACUGAUCCUGAGCAGGAGAAGAACUUUGGCUUUAGACUUCGGGAUGCCCUGAGCCGGGCUCAAGAGCGAAGGCUUCUGGAGGGCUAUGAGAUUCAUGUGACUCCUGGAGUCCAGCCACCACCACCUCAGAUGGGAGAGAUCAUCAGCUGCUGUGGAGGCACAGUGCUCUCCAACAUGCCCCGGUCCUAUAAGCCUCAGAGAGUUGUGAUCACAUGCCCCCAGGACUUCCCUCGCUGCUCCAUCCCAUCUCGGUUGGGGCUGCCCCUCCUUUCUCCUGAGUUCCUGCUGACUGGAGUCCUGAAGCAGGAAGCCAAACCAGAGGACUUUGUCCUCUCCAGCUUGGAAAUAUCAUCCACCUGAAAAUUCCAGUACUUUUUCCUCUCCCAGGCCAGUAAAUAAACCUCCAGAAAACAUUUUGGGAAAAAAGAACUAAGGGCUUUUCAGAAACAACUCGAGUAUAUUGAUAAGCCUUGUCCUGGAACAUUGGUAAAACCAGAAGGUUUUACCUUCUGGGAAAACAGCACAAUAGGGAGAUUGGGAGCCACAGAUUUUCUAAAAUGGCCAUUUUAAUCCUUUAGCCGGCUACUUGGGCAGAAGGAUAGGGAGUUUAAGACCAGCCCCGGCAAAGUUAGUGAAAUCCUAUCUCGAAAAACCAAGCCAAAACAAACAAACAAAAACUCCCAAAAGACAAAAGGGUUAGGGGCGGCUCAAGUGGUAGAGCACUUGCCUAGCAUGCAAGAGGACCUGGGUUCAACAACCAGUACCACCAAAAGAAUAGAAAAUUAGCUAAUCCCAUUCUGUGCUCUCUUAAGUAGCUGCUCAUCUUUAGGUAGUCAUUGCGUCAUAGCAUACACAAUAUCCUGCCUUUGGGUAGCUAUCUCUCUUCUCUUUUCUUACGGUCAUUCUUACUCAUCCUCAAAAGACAGUGAGAACAACUUUGGCAUCAGAAACAUGUAUGGGUGCUUGGAAUGAGAUGUAAGGGUGGAGUUAUGAAAUGCAAGUAAAAUUAUUUUUCCUCUGUCCAGCCCCAGCUGUUCAGAAUUAUCCUUUAGCUUUGAGUAAGUCUCUGCACUUUUCUGACUAGUAUUUAUGAAAUAAGAGCUUUUGCUUGAUCUCUGAUGAAUAAAUGUUCAU
Messenger RNA from Castor canadensis (American beaver), 6128 nucleotides. RefSeq names its product mediator of DNA damage checkpoint 1 (gene Mdc1). Gene Ontology annotation, cellular component: nucleus. The record is from RefSeq and is a predicted model, not a curated record. Gene Ontology annotation, molecular function: protein binding. NCBI's taxonomy places the organism in Eukaryota, Metazoa, Chordata, Mammalia, Rodentia, Castoridae.